This is a messenger RNA of Drosophila eugracilis, 1263 nucleotides long. RefSeq names its product cleavage and polyadenylation specificity factor subunit 4 (gene Clp). NCBI's taxonomy places the organism in Eukaryota, Metazoa, Arthropoda, Insecta, Diptera, Drosophilidae. Gene Ontology annotation, molecular function: zinc ion binding; RNA binding. The record is from RefSeq and is a predicted model, not a curated record. The transcript has a single exon. Bases 111 to 1007 code for a protein of 298 amino acids.
AUAUCGCCGGCUGUCUAUCAACACAAAUAAAAACAACUCGCGCAAAAAGAAGAAACUGUAUUGUUUACGAGAAUUCGAAGAAUAAAAUACAAUCAUUGCAUUCGACAAAGAUGGAUAUCCUUUUGGCCAACGUGAGUGGUCUGCAGUUCAAAGCUGAGCGGGACUUGAUUGAGCAGGUGGGGGCAAUUCCACUACCAUUUUACGGCAUGGACAAGUCCAUUGCGGCGGUCUGCAAUUUCAUCACCCGGAAUGGCCAGGAGUGCGACAAAGGAAGUGCCUGUCCAUUCCGGCACAUUCGAGGAGACAGAACGAUUGUGUGCAAGCAUUGGCUUAGAGGUUUGUGCAAAAAAGGCGACCAGUGCGAGUUCCUUCACGAGUAUGACAUGACAAAGAUGCCCGAGUGCUACUUUUACUCGAGAUUCAAUGCCUGCCACAACAAGGAGUGCCCCUUCCUUCACAUUGAUCCUCAGAGCAAGGUCAAGGAUUGUCCUUGGUACAAAAGAGGCUUCUGUCGCCACGGUCCCCACUGCAGACAUCAACAUCUCCGGCGCGUCCUUUGCAUGGACUACCUGGCAGGUUUUUGUCCCGAGGGACCAUCCUGCAAGCAUAUGCAUCCCCAUUUCGAACUGCCCCCACUAGCGGAUAUUAGCAAGGAUCAACUGCAUAAGAAGCUGCCCACGUGCCACUAUUGCGGAGAGUUGGGUCACAAGGCUAACUCAUGCAAGCAAUAUGUGGGCAGUAUUGAGCACCGCAAUAAUAUUAACGCGAUGGAUCACUCGGGACACUCUGGCGGGCAUACAGGAUACUCUGGACACUCGGGACAUUCUGGCCAGUCUGAAGGCAAUGAGGACAACCCAACCAGUCACCACAGUCAGUCACACGGAUCCGGUUUUGUCAAAGGUGCCUACGCCGUUAGAAGAGAUAACCUGCUACAAGUGUGGACACAAGGGACAUUACGCCAACAAGUGUCCCAAGGGCCAUCUCGCCUUCCUCUCCAACCAGCAUAGUCAUAAGUAGAACGCUCCGCUCUGUAUGAUUAGAUUGUAAGAGUGCAGAAAUAAAGGCCGAAGAGGGGUCCAAACGGCCCACUCAAUGCCCCAGAGAUCUUAGGAUCCUCACUGCCCCGAGGUGAACGUUUUGAUUAUUUUCUGUUUAAUGAGUAUAUUAAGAAAAUCGUCUUACAUUUUCCGAAUAUGUCUCGUCAACUGCCAGUAGAACGUACAUUUUUAACAGCGAAAUAAACUAUUCCAUAAGAAUAUAAAA